Messenger RNA from Pogoniulus pusillus (Red-fronted tinkerbird), 1558 nucleotides. RefSeq names its product iodothyronine deiodinase 3 (gene DIO3). The transcript has a single exon. Gene Ontology annotation, molecular function: thyroxine 5'-deiodinase activity. Lineage: Eukaryota; Metazoa; Chordata; Aves; Piciformes; Lybiidae. The record is from RefSeq and is a predicted model, not a curated record. Gene Ontology annotation, biological process: thyroid hormone metabolic process.
AAAGAGAAGCGGGAUCUCAGCCGUGCUGCACAGACCCCAGCAAGGAGGGUGCGUGGAGACCCUUAGGCAGCCAGCGCCCUGCAGCAUAAGCCGCUGCGAUGCUCCACUCCCUUGGCGUUCACACCUUGCAACUGCUCACCCAGGCGGCCGCCUGCAUCCUCCUCUUCCCCCGCUUCCUGCUCACUGCCGUGAUGCUCUGGCUUCUGGAUUUUCUGUGCAUUAGGAAGAAGAUGCUGAUGAUGCCCACGGCUGAGGAGAUGGCCAGCGCCAGCGAAGGGCUGCCCCCCGACGACCCCCCUGUCUGCGUGUCCGACUCCAACCGCAUGUUCACGCUGGAGUCGCUGAAAGCCGUGUGGCACGGGCAGAAGCUGGACUUCUUCAAGUCGGCGCACGUGGGCUCCUUAGCCCCCAACCCCGAGGUGAUCCAGCUGGACGGGCAGAAGAAGCUCCGCAUCCUGGAUUUCGCCCGCGGCAAGAGACCCCUCAUCCUCAACUUCGGCAGCUGCACCUGACCCCCGUUCAUGGCCCGUCUGAGGUCCUUCCAGCGCCUAGCCGCGCACUUCGUGGACAUUGCCGACUUCCUGCUGGUGUACAUCGAAGAAGCACACCCCUCCGACGGCUGGGUCAGCUCAGAUGCAGCCUACAACAUCCCCAAGCACCAGUGCCUCCAGGACAGGCUGCGGGCAGCUCAGCUGAUGAGGGAAGGGGCGCCCGAUUGCCCCCUGGCCGUGGACACCAUGGACAAUGCUUCCAGCGCCGCCUACGGUGCUUACUUCGAGAGGCUCUACAUCAUCCAGGAGGAGAAGGUGAUGUACCAGGGAGGCAGAGGACCAGAGGGCUACAAGAUCUCAGAGCUGAGGAGCUGGCUAGACCAGUAUAAAACUCGUCUCCAGAGCCCCAGCACGGUGGUCAUUCAAGUGUAAAAAGGACCUGGCAAGAAGUGCAGUGGUGGGGAGGCGAGCGGAGGGCGGGAGGAGAGGUGGGGAGUGAGAAGGUUCUGCGAUGCGGAUGGCAGGAGUUGUCUUCACCCGGGGACACUCGAAGUAGGCUACUGUGUGAGCGUUCGAGCAAGAUGUGCCAUAGUCCUUUCUCUAUUCAAAUCAUGUUGAUUUGCCAGCCACGCUCUGUCAAUACUGUAUUUCCAUUUUGUGUUCUGUAAAUAACUCUUUUCCUUCCUUCCUUAUUUUUUCCCCUUUUUAUUUGAGAAGCGCUUACUAUUUUCUAAGGAGGCUCUUUUCCUACGGGAUCUGUUCCCAGCUGCGUGUGUGCGCGGGUGUGUGUCUGAAAAGUUGUGUACAAGUGCUCCGUGCUGCCUAGCAAGUGCUAACUGGGAUUUCUAGUAUUUCUUUGUGAUGACCGAUUUUGAAAUGGGUUUGUCUAAUGCCAGGAAAUCGCGUCUGAUGUUGUCAAGUACUAGAACUGCCAAUAGCCAGAGCUGAACGGAAUGUCCUAUUUAUGUGGGGGGGGUUUUGUAAGACGUUCGUUCACCUUUUUUUUUUUUUUUUCUUUUUUAAAAUAAUUUUUUAAAAUAAUAAAGGUUGAGUAAAUACACAUCUAA